UCUACUCGCAAUAACUGGUCACACUCAAUGAACACAUUUGGGUUAUCAGCUGCUUGAAAAUAUUGCAUUUAAUAAUAAUAUUAUUAAAAUGCUUAAGCUUUUACCUCAAGCAUUACAACAGACGCGUGCCCUUUCAUCGGCCACUGCAUCAGUGACGAGACUUCAUCGUUCGGUCUACUGUCGUACUUAUCCGACAGUUGUUGUGCACCCUGAUGGAUCUACAAUUAACAUUCGAUACCACGAGCCUCGCAAAAUAAUCAAACUGCCAUUGGAUUUAAGUACACUGUCCGAGGCGGAGCGUAAGUCGCGUUUGGAGGCUCGAAAGCCGCGUAAAAAGGUCAAGAUCAUGGACGAAGUGGAAGAUAACUUUAAUGCGAGAAAGUAUAUGAAAUAUAUUAAAAAUAAAAAAUAGUUUAUCAUAUAAAUAAA
Messenger RNA from Drosophila navojoa, 429 nucleotides. RefSeq names its product mitochondrial ribosomal protein L55 (gene mRpL55). The record is from RefSeq and is a predicted model, not a curated record. Lineage: Eukaryota; Metazoa; Arthropoda; Insecta; Diptera; Drosophilidae. Gene Ontology annotation, biological process: translation. Gene Ontology annotation, cellular component: mitochondrial large ribosomal subunit. Gene Ontology annotation, molecular function: structural constituent of ribosome.